GCAGUUUCAUUCCUCAUGUGAUCACGUUCCCGUAUAUAUGCCUGUAACGCAGCGAAGGUAACGAAGUUGCAGGUAAGAAACGAAGAAGAGAAAGAUCCGAGAGAUCGCAGCGCUCAAACCCUAACCCUCCAACGAGCGAGUACUCUUUGAUCCUACAGUAAACAAGGUCUGAAUAAAUAUGGUUGCAAAUGGUGCGAAUCCUCCAAGAGGCAGUGCAGCAGCAACUGCGAGCAUGCGAAGGCGGAGGACCACUGGUGGUGGCAGUGCAGCAGGGGCAAGUGGGACAAUGCUCCAGUUCUACACAGAUGAUGCCCCAGGGCUCAGGAUUUCACCAAACGUUGUGCUUGUAAUGAGCAUCGGGUUCAUAGCCUUUGUUUCCAUCCUACAUGUGGUAGGAAAGUUAUUCCUUGUGUCGAGAGAGGCUGGGAGGUCUUGAGAGAUGUUAAAGAGUAACAAAUACAAAGUAAACUUAAAACUUAAGUUGUUAGGUAGGAAAACUAUUUCAGUUCAUAUGGAUUUCGUUUUGUUUUUGUGAGAUUGAUGCAGGAGCUUAAAUUUUAUAUGGGUUUACUUUCA
Molecule: messenger RNA, 576 nt
Organism: Macadamia integrifolia
Lineage: Eukaryota; Viridiplantae; Streptophyta; Magnoliopsida; Proteales; Proteaceae
Product: protein transport protein Sec61 subunit beta-like
Exons: 2
Coding region: 179-436 (85 amino acids)
Biological process (GO): intracellular protein transport
Cellular component (GO): endoplasmic reticulum membrane; Sec61 translocon complex
Source: RefSeq, a predicted model, not a curated record